AUGACGGUGAAACCCUUCAAGGGCAAAUCCGUGCACGGGGACGUGGAGCUGAGGGUGGAGCAGGCCCAGUUCUCGGAGCUCUCCUUGGCUGCCUCCACCCACGGCGCCCUCAGCGUCACCAUCGACCCCCCCCGGGGGGGCUCCAGGAAGGUGCGCCCCGAUUUCGUGCUGGUGCGGGAGGAGCCCGAGGGGGGGGCGGGGGGCGCCCCCCGCAGGCUCCUGGUGGGAUUGCACCUGGGGGGGGUCCCCGGCAGCGACCCCCUCCCCACCCUGUACGGCUUCAGCCACGCCCCCUGCCUGUUUGCCCAGUUGGCUCGGCUGCAGCGGGAACUGGGCCAUGAGGCCUUUCCACUGGUGCCCCAGCGCUUCUGCAACCGGCCCCGGGGACUGCUGACCGCCCCCACCUUCCCCAUGACGGUGACGCUCAGCCCCGCCCCCGCAGGGGUGGGACAGGUGCGCGUGGGCUCCCGGCAGGUGCUGGGGGCGGUGGCCGCUGCCAUGGGCGGGGCCCGGGCGGGGGCGCUGCUGCGGGGGGACCCCGCGGGCACCGAGCGGCUGCGGGUGCAGAGGAUCGGGGACCAGUACCGGGCCCUGCGGUGGUCCCUGGGGGGCGGGGACAAAGCGGGGGAGGAGCUGCAGGUGGAGCCCGUUGCCCUCAGCCCCAGGCACCGGGCGUGGGUGGACGCCUGCGCCGGCCUCUUCGGGGGCGCCGACAUCUGCGGGGUGGAGGCGCUGCGGGGCCCCGACGGGCAGGAGCACAUCGUGCAGGUACGGGCACACCUGGCACAGCUGGCUCCGCCCCCUCAGCUGUUUCUCUUCCCCCAGGUGCGCCGCCUCCGUCUGGCCCCGCCCAGCCCCGCCCCCAACCGCAGGGACAGCCACGCCCACAAAUGGGUGGAGCUGCACCACGCCCCGCCCAGCCGGGCACCGCCCAGCCUCGAGGCCCCGCCCAGCCCCGCCCGCUCGCUCCCCGCCCCCGAGCAGGGCCCCCCCGAGAGCCUGCGGGCGCUGCGGCAGAGCUUCGCCAGCCUCUUCGAGUGA
Molecule: messenger RNA, 1041 nt
Organism: Onychostruthus taczanowskii (white-rumped snowfinch)
Lineage: Eukaryota; Metazoa; Chordata; Aves; Passeriformes; Passeridae
Product: synapsin-1-like
Exons: 11
Coding region: 1-1041 (346 amino acids)
Biological process (GO): neurotransmitter secretion
Cellular component (GO): synaptic vesicle membrane; synaptic vesicle
Molecular function (GO): ATP binding
Source: RefSeq, a predicted model, not a curated record